CUUUUUCCACCAGCCAAUGCAGUCUGCAUAUUUUCUAUCGCUAUGAAUUCAAGAAGUAAAAGCGCUAUAUUGCAUCUAAGUUCAGAUGACACAGAAUCAUCUUCGAAGGCGAGUAAUUGUGACUGCAACGAUUUCGAUGAUAAAAUGCACUCACAAAUGGUACAUGAAAAUAAGCUAAGAGAGAUGGAAUUUAAAUUGGCGAUUGCCAACGAAAAGUUGGCCCUAUUCGACGAUAAAAUUAAGGACAAAAACGAGAUAAUUGAGGCCUUAAAAAUGUCUAACAACGUUUAUAAAUCAGAUUAUAAGGAUAGAUUGGAUGCUCAGGCAAGCAUAAUUAAAAAACUAGAGGAGGAAUUGUCAACCUUAAGAAAAGAAAAGUUAAACUCUAGCCAAGAUCUUGAGACAAACAGCAAUAAAUCAAAGCUAAGAUCAACAAUUUUUUUUCUUAAAGAAAGCGAAAAGGAAAAAAAAUUACUUAUUUCUUCCCUCGAAGCUCAGAUUAAAGAGAAGGCUAAAACGGAAAGAGAAAACUCACAACUUAUUAAGUCCUUAAAGUCUCAGAUAGGCGACAAUGAUGAAAAGCUAAAGGACAAACAUGAUCUUAUAGCAACACUCGAAGCUCGUUUGAAAGAAAACGAUAGGAAAAAUAUUGAAAACGAACAAAAUUCUCUAAGCGUUCAAAUUUGUGGGAUAAUUUCUGAAGAGAAAGAAUAUAAAUCUCUUAUAGCAUCGCUCAAAAAUCAGAUAGACCAAAAAAGCGAAACACUGAAAAAAAAUAAAGGGGUAAUAUCUUCACUCAAGGCUCAAAUAAAGGAGAAUGAUAAAAUAAAUAGUGAAGUAAUAGCAAAUCAUAAGGCGGAGAUUAAAGAAAAAGAUCACCAAAUUUAUUAUUUAGAACUGGGUCUAAACCAUUUGCUCCUUAUGGUGAAACUGAAUGCUAAUAAGGAAAGACUAAAAGAAACCCAUAAGAUUAUAUCAUCAGAGGGUCAAAACGAACAACAAAUUUCCAACGCUUUGUAAACAAAUUUAUUUAAUAAAACAUAUGUAUUAAUUAUACUAUACUUUUAUAUCGCAAAGAAGAAUAUUGUACAUUACAGCUUUAUGUCAGCAAGGGGACGCCAUCAUGCGGGAAUUUCAAGAACGACGGUGCUGACACCCUCGUGAAAAAAGGUCCUUUAAACCGCUAUUCCCAAAUACGGAAAAACAUUUCCCCAUUG
Molecule: messenger RNA, 1217 nt
Organism: Drosophila simulans
Lineage: Eukaryota; Metazoa; Arthropoda; Insecta; Diptera; Drosophilidae
Source: RefSeq, a predicted model, not a curated record